AUCAAAAAAAAUACUGGAUAUCCUUAAUACCCACGUGAUCGGAAAAUGGCGGAUCGUCAAAACACAAAUCCGUUCCUCGAUGACGAUAGUAUUUUAGAAGAAAAUACCAUAGCACAGUCUCCAAAAUCUGAUGAAUCGACAGAAAUGACCUUAGAUUCUCUAGCAGCUAGACUUCUCAAAGAAAAUUUACUGUUAACGGCCCUAGAACUGCAUACGGAAUUGACUGAGCUGGGAAGGGAAGUCCCACGUCUAAGGGAUUAUUUUUCAAAUCCAGGAAACUUUGAAAGAACUAAAGAGGACCUUACAUCUCCUACAUUGCAAAGAGCUUCCAGCAUACAAACUUUUGAUUCACUAGAUUUUGCUCGAUAUUCUGAUGAUGGUGGGGGGCAAGUAGAUGAAAGAGUUGCAGUUCUGGAAUUUGAGUUGAGAAAAGCACAGGACACAAUCAAAUCACUACGAGCUAGUUUAACUAAAGAAGCAGAAACAGAUUCAGUUCCAGCUGAGCAAGUAAAUGAAGACACUAUAUCACCAAACAAGGACGAUCCAAUCAAACCAUUGGAAAGAAAAGCUUUAAACUUCCUGGUCAACGAGUACCUGUUACAGAACAAUUAUAAACUGACAUCAGUUACAUUCUCAGAGGAGAAUGAAGAACAGGAUUUUGAAGAUUGGGAUGAUGUAGGACUAAACAUUGCUCGACCACCAGACUUACUCCAUUUGUAUAAAGAUUUUGGUAGCCAUACAGCACCAUUGGUAGAAACCUGUAGUGUGGGCUGUAUGGUAUGCUUUGAAGAUGAGAGGAUUGCUGCUAUACAGGAACAACACAAACUGAUGUGUCAGGAAAUGGUAAGAUUAAUGUUGUAUAGGACUGUGGGCUGUAUGGUAUGCUUUGAAGAUGAGAGGAUUGCUGCUAUACAGGAACAACACAAACUGAUGUGUCAGGAAAUGGGGGAAGGGGAGGUAAAUAUGUAUGGUGUGCUACCAUUGGUAGAAACCUGUAGUGUGGGCUGUAUGGUAUGCUUUGAAGAUGAGAGGAUUGCUGCUAUACAGGAACAACACAAACUGAUGUGUCAGGAAAUGGAUAUAAGAAUCUCACAGUUAGAAAUAGAAUUAGAUUGUUGUAAAAUAGAGAAAGAUCAACUGAUGUUACAGUUAGAAGAUUAUAAAAGCAAUACAUAUAAUAAUGAUAAAGUGAUACACUCCACACCAUCCAAACCAUUAAAUUCUACCAAGAAAUCAGACAACUCAGACCGUGUGUCGUUAAACUUAUCUGAAAAUAGUGUUGACAUUGUGGAAAAUGGUAUGUUCUCUAUAAGAGAAAUGGGGGAUGGUUCAGAAACUUUGUCUGUCAAUCAAAUAACAUGUGACUCUGUAUCUGAGUCAUCAGAGACCAAUCAAAAUGAAGAUAGAAAUACAAAUGAGAAUACAAGUGAAAUGAAUCAAAAUGAGGAACCGACAGUAGACACAACAGAGGGAACACAAUCUCGUAAGGAAAAACCACCUGAUAAAGGACAACAACGUGAUAAAAAUCUGUCAAGAAGAACAUCAGUAUCAUUCCAGAGAGCUUUACGAGAUGUGUGUUUCCAUGUUUCCAAAGAUAAUAGAUUGAUAAAUGAGGUGUCUCAGAUAGUAGGAUCAGAUACUGACACUGUAGUGUUGAUGUUAAGUCGAUGUCUGCCACAUAUUGUACCUAAUGUGCUGUUGGCUAAACGUGAGGAGUUAAUUCCCCUGAUUAUAUGCACAGCCAUGUUACAUCCUAACAGUAAAGAUAGAGAUCGGCUACUGAAUAUUUUAUUCAAUCUAAUCAAAAAGCCAGAUGAAGAACAAAGGAACAUGAUACUGACUGGUAUUGUGGCAUUUGCUCAAAGUGUUGGUCAACAGAGGCUGGAGGAAGAAUUAUUACCUCAAUGUUGGGAACAGAUCAACCAUAAAUAUCCCGAGAGGAGAAUUUUAGUAGCUGAAGCAUGUGGGGCAUUAUCUCCAUACAUUCCAAAUGAAUUACUGAGCUCGUUAGUGUUAUCAAUGUUACAACAAAUGUUGAUGGAUGAUAAAGAUGACGAUGUUCGGGAAGCUGUGAUACGAAGUCUAGGGCUUAUUGUAGGAUUUAUACAAAAUCCUGAUAAAUAUACCCAGGGUUAUGAGUUAUUAAAGAUGGCAUUAAAAGAUACCUCUGAGAAGGUUGUGAUAGCCACACAGCAUGUGUUUCUGCCAUCGUUUGCUAUGUGGGCGUGUGAUUUGGAUAAACUACAACAUAAUCUUAUACAUAGUAUACUAAGAGAUCUGGAAGAUAUGUGUGCAGCAGGGGCCAAAAGAGCAUCAACAAGUCAGACCAUUCCAUUAAAUGAGGGUCGAUUCUUGUUGUUAUUGUCUUCAUUGAAGGAACUUGUGACAUUCCUUUAUAUAUCUGUGAUAUCAUCUGGGCCUUACCUAGAUAAAGACAUAGAUUGUGAUAUUCCCCAGUUAGAUGAGUUUCAGUUUCCUAAAUCCAGUUCUCCUUUAACAGAUCUGAACGUGAUAAUAGGUGACAGUGAAGAGUUAUCUUCCUUGGUUCACAGAUUUCACAAUCAUCUAUCUCAAGAAUGGUUUGAACCAUGGGAUAGCUUUAAUUGGGUUGUAAAUAAUUUUAUUCCACGUUUAUUAGAAGUUGUAAUGGGGUCAGGAUUAUCUAUGCCAAAGGUCAUAACCCAGUUGUGUUCAUGUUUUCUCACUAUAUCUCGGACGUUUGGCAAAGUAUUUGUAGAGAAAAAGGUUAGACCAAAAUUUAUAGAGCUACUUAUACAGAAUGACGAUGAAGAUGUAAAUUCUUAUAUGAGGAGCAAACAGACAGCAGUAACUACCAGUAUAGUACCAGUUUAUGCAAGUGGAGUUUUAACUGCAUUUAAUUCAGAAGAAGACAAACAGCAACUAUGUCAAUUUUUACAUGAAAUUCUGUGUACAUUAUCAUUAUACCAAGCUCCUUUAGAGAGCCUCAAAUCAGCCAUAUCUGUUUUAAGUUGUGAUUCUACAAACCACGAGCUCUUGUUAACAGUUCUAUGGGAAGGAGUUGUUCACACAUCUGCCCAAGUCAGGGCAUCAGCUGCAAGGUUGUUUGAGCUUCUAGUCAAAGGUGUAAAUGAAAGUCUAGUCUCUUCAAGGGUGUUUCCUGCCUUGGUUACACUUGGAAACGACCCAGAAAUAUUGGUUAGAACGUCCACCAUUCCAGCACUUGGUGCAAUAAUAGAAAAUGUUACUGUUAGAGAGAUGUUAGACAGAGCUUAUAUGCAAUUUUUAACCUUCAUGGACGACCCUGCAUACCGGGAUGAACAUAAAGUUCACCUAGAACUAAUCCAUACCCUUGCAAGAGUGGGACCUAACACAGAACCAAAGUUUAGGGAGGAAUUUAUUUUACCACGAUUGGCAGCAAUGGCCUCAGCUAACAACCACAUGACAGAGGAAAAGAAGAAAAGAGAAAUAGCAUUGGAAUUAUUUGAAGCCUACAGCUCUAUGUCAUGUUGUGUAAUGAAUGACCAGUUGGUACGAGAGACUAUGUUACCAGGGUUACGGUGUUUACAACACGACAUGGUACAGAUAGCACCAGAACAUGAGGAGGUCAUCCAAUCAAUGAUCAGAGAUUACGAGACCAAAAUGGAACUCUCUAGAUCUGACAGAAGUUCAAGUUUUGGACAAUCAAACACUGGAUCUGAUGAUGUGAAAUAUCGUAUGAUGAGCCGAUUAAAAGACACGGCAAACUUAUCCAAUAUAUUUACAAGGAAAAAGUGAAAAUACAAAAUACACAAGUCACAACAUUUAUAUAAGAGGUACAUUUGGAUGCACUCUACAUUGAUUUGAGAUAUCCAAACGUGAAAUUUAAACGAUCUGGUAUUGUAAGAUGUCUUUACUACAGCAGUUGUGUGACAGCUGUUAUCAUUGAAUGUCUUUCAGAAGAGAAGACUGUAGAAGGAGCAAUAUACAAACAGACAAUUUUCCAUAUGCUUUGUUAAAGAUAUUUACUUUUGAUAUAAAAUGUGAUAUUGCAAAUAUUGCAAGAAAAGGGAGAUAAUCCAAGAAUAUUGAUUAUUUUUGUUCAAUAAUAUUUAUUUUUUUGAGUAGACAAUUGUUGUUCACAAAUUUUUUUUAUGACAGAUAGUUUUUAUACAUGACCAAAAUAGGCAUUAAUGGCAUUUAGUAAUUUGCAAAUUGAUUUUGUUUUUUUGUUUUUCCCUCUCAAUUCAGUAAGGAUUGGUGAAAUUUUUUUAAUUGAGUUAUCUUGUUUAGGGUCCAACUGUUGAACUUUUUUUUGUUUCUCAUUUGUGGUAAUAGAGUUAUUAUCCUUCAUAAUACAGAAAAUAACAAUAUUAAGUGUAGCUAAUCCAUAUAUUUUCUAGAGGUCUGAUCAAACUGGACCAGCAUAAUGAUAAUUGAUAAAUCUCUUAUAGGGGAGACAAUACAGUUUUGUUUUUUAACAUUUCUAUUUUAUUUUAAGAUAUGUUGUAAGGUGAAAAGUGACCUUAAAAAAUUAUAAAAUUUAUAAUUAUUUUUAUUUGUCAACUUUUAUAUGUCGGUAUUUUUUGCAAUUAAGUGGUAUUCAUUUAGUUUUGAAUCAGGUUUAGUUAACAUUAGGUAUUUUUAGCAUACAACUGCUAAUUAGUAAUUCACAUCUUCACUGUGUUUUUGCUAUUUUACCAGUAGUAAAUGUGGAUAUUUCUAAUGAUUUCGAAUUUGUGCAUUUUAUACAUCACAAUGCUUAUGUUAUUUAGGUCACAGUAAGGAAAAGUACAGAAUCGAUUGUACAAUGGCAUAAAAUAUCACUAAAGAUUGGCAUAUGCUUUAACUUUUUACAGAGGUUAAGCUCAAUA
This is a messenger RNA of Mytilus trossulus (common blue mussel), 4832 nucleotides long. Its product is annotated as RAB11-binding protein RELCH homolog. Gene Ontology annotation, molecular function: protein binding. The transcript has 29 exons. Gene Ontology annotation, cellular component: trans-Golgi network; recycling endosome. Lineage: Eukaryota; Metazoa; Mollusca; Bivalvia; Mytilida; Mytilidae. Gene Ontology annotation, biological process: intracellular cholesterol transport. The record is from RefSeq and is a predicted model, not a curated record. The coding region runs from base 46 to 3756 and encodes 1236 amino acids.